This is a messenger RNA of Labrus bergylta (ballan wrasse), 1558 nucleotides long. The record is from RefSeq and is a predicted model, not a curated record. NCBI's taxonomy places the organism in Eukaryota, Metazoa, Chordata, Actinopteri, Labriformes, Labridae.
UGUUACCAGUUCACAUGACGUGAGGAGACCAGGAGGAGACUGGUUUCUGCAGUCGGCUCUGUGCUCGACAUCUGAACCGCGUUAAAACCGGUCGUUUCCAACGGGACUUGUCUUAUGAACACUGAAUUAUUAUUUCGUCUUAACACGGACAGAAGCUUAGCAGUGACGUCACGCCUCGCAUUUUAGAUAACAGUCCGCGAAGUCAAGUGCAAUUCACGGUGCGCUCGUGAAGGACCCACCUGCUGCCUGAAGCGGCUCCUCUUGUUGUUGUUGUUUUUUUUUUUUUUGUCUGCCCUCCAAUCUGAGAGAUGAAGCUGUUUCACGCUUUGGCCGUGCUCAUCAUCGCCUGGUGUGCGGUUAUAGGUCGCUCUCAGGCUGUUACUCUGGAGGUGAGGGCGGGGGACUCCACCUGCAUUAAGGCUGAGCUUUCAGCGUCAUUCUCCAUCCCGUACAACACCUCCAGCAGCACGAGAACAGCGCAGUUCUCUCUGCCCGACUCGGCCACAGCGGACACAGGCAGCAGCUCAUGUGGCACAGACAGCAGCUCGCCCUGGCUGGUGGCUGUGUUUGGACCCGGCCACGCUCUGGGAUUAAGCUUUUCAACCAACGGAAGUCUGUACAACGUGGCUAACCUGACGCUGCAGUACAACCUCAGCGACACUUCAGUCUUCCCCGGGGCAGACAGCUCCGAUGUCGUCACUGUUGUAUCGUCUUCAGUUGGGAUCUGGGCAACGGUCAACACCACCUACCGCUGUGAGAGUCCCACCACUUUCCGAGUUGGAGGAUCAACUGUCACUUUUUCUGGCGCAAGACUCGAGGCGUACAUGCCACAAAAUGAACUCAGUCCAACAGAGAGUGUAUGCAUGGCAGAUCAGGCUAGUACUACAGCUCCACCAACCACUGCCAGUACUACAACAACCCCAGCCCCAGCACCGACCCCUCCAGGAACUCCUGAACGGGGCACCUACUCUGUAAACAACAGAAACGGCACUGUGUGUCUCCUGGCCCGGAUGGGACUGCAGCUCAAUGUUUCCUAUUUCUCUCUAUCUCAGAACAAAACUGUGCAAGAAUUAGUAAACCUGAGUCCCAAUGAGACCAGUGUAUCAGGAUCAUGUGAAGCCAGCAGUGCUUCCCUGGUUUUAACACAAGAGCAAAUCACCACACUCAACCUCACCUUCACCCUGAACUCCACAAGCAACAAGUACCGCCUGAGUGCGAUAACGCUGCUGGCUAACUGGUCUGAUAUGAGGGGUCCUUUCCAGGCCAGUAACACCAGCCUGGAUUACCUGCGGAGUACCCUCGGCCGCUCCUACAUGUGCAACGCAGAGCAAACUCUGGCUGUAGUGCCCACUUUCUCUCUCAACACAUUCAGAGUGCAGGUGCAGCCCUUUGAAGUCACCACAAACCAGUUUGCAACAGCCGAGGAGUGUCAGAUAGACCAAACCCAGAUGUUGAUCCCCAUCAUCGUGGGAGCCGCUCUUGCCGGCUUGGUGCUAAUCGUCCUCAUUGCGUAUCUAAUAGGCAGGAAGAGGAGCCACGCUGGAUACCAAACAUCUGA